CACAGCAGUGGAGCGCUCAGGCGCGAACCUCUUUCUAUCCACCCCAUCUCACGCACACGCUUCACCUCCCUGUUCGGCCCGAGGCCGACCAACGCGCGACAAAGACGGACAAACGCGCCGAUACGGCGGUGCUGCUGCGCUACAUACUGCCUCGGUGGGAUCUCUCCUCAAACUGACCCCACCGGUGUCGGUUGUUAGCGCUCCUGCUACCCCGUGGCGUCUGAGGAAGUGGCGGUGUGUCGUCUUUACGUCCUGGGGCCAACCUUGUUGCCGAGAGAGCCUUGCCUGCAGCGGCAGCAGGCGCAGCAGACAUCUGCUCGUUUGCUGCGCAGGUCGAUACGAAAGAUCACGAUCUGAAUCCUACCAAAAUACCGAGGAGGCUUGGCUGCCCAAGUCUGGUGAGGAGGCUGCCGCAUCGGCUUGCGCAUAGUACUCGCACUCGCCGAGUGACCAUCAUGGCGGCGGCGGUAGCAACAAAUAUCGCGAGCGGGCAAGGGCCGGCGUACGUCCUCUGCGCCCUUCCGUACCGCACCGAUGCGGAGCGGGAGGACUGGGGGCUAGACACGGCCCUGGCGAUCGUGGAGGAAGCGGUCGAGGCCUUCGAUCCACAGAGGAUGCAAGCGCGGCCAGCGAGAACCAGCUGGCCCCCGGAGCUGCAGGACAAGGCUAAGGCGUUGGAUACAAUCGAGCUGAUGCGAUCCGCCUACUUCGCUAGAGGAUCCAGCAGCCUGCCCGACGUCAGCGAGCCGGUGCCCAAGAUAGAGGAUAACUUUUACAUGUGGCUCUCCCUCAGGAAGCAGCAGUGGAGAAAACACAGGAGAGACAAGAGGGUCGGCCGGAAGCUCACCCCAGAGGAAGACUUCCCAAGUACUUAG
Molecule: messenger RNA, 875 nt
Organism: Ectocarpus siliculosus
Lineage: Eukaryota; Phaeophyceae; Ectocarpales; Ectocarpaceae
Source: the annotation of a GenBank genome assembly